This is a messenger RNA of Penicillium odoratum, 273 nucleotides long. RefSeq lists its product as uncharacterized. Bases 1 to 273 code for a protein of 90 amino acids. The transcript has a single exon. The record is from RefSeq and is a predicted model, not a curated record. NCBI's taxonomy places the organism in Eukaryota, Fungi, Ascomycota, Eurotiomycetes, Eurotiales, Aspergillaceae.
AUGUCUGUUGAGGAGCUCAAUGGGUACUUCCAUGCGUCAAAUAAGAAUGUCACCGACUGGCCAAAUGCCCACUUUGCGCGAGUUGUCUCAUUGAAGCAGUGGGUGGAUGCCCUAGAGAAGAGCCAGAUGCAUGCUGCGUAUGUGGAGCAAAAUCCUGCGGUGAAGCUGCUGGACACGUUACAAGCGGCUGGUCGACGUACUCGUUUGCGACGACACGAACAGAAGAGUACAGCUCGAAGAUGCGACAGAUUGAGGCGGUCCUGCCCCAAUUGA